GAACUUAGAGUCCAUCUUUCCUUGAUCUAAGUUUCCUUUGCCUUUUAAUAGAAUCUAACCAAGCUGAGGUUAUAUCUUUCUGCAAAAUGGUCAAUCAUAAUUCAAGAGGGCUAGUGGGGGACUUGGUAGAUGCGGGUGUAUAUGAAGAGGAUUUUGAGUUGGUUUGGGCAAAUAAGAGAGAUGAACAUGAGCAUGAUAACGAACCUUCUGUUGAAACUCCUCCAAGCCCCCCAAGUCCUCCAAGCCCUCCAUCGAAUCCAAAGCCAGCACUACAGUCCACAAGUACGGGUGAUUCGACAAGUACUACAGCGAAGAUGACAACAGAGACAUCAAUGAGCAGCGCAACACCGAGCGCAACAAUGAGCGCAACAACGAGUGCAACACCUACUGCUACACAAAUAUUACAAACUGCUGCCUCUGCUAGCUCUUUACCAACGCUUUCUAUUUCAACAACAUCUUCAUCUUAUGAGCCCAGCAGUACAUCUACCACCUCCAUAUAUUCACCCGCAUCUUCUCCAGCCUCAUCCUCAAAUUCAAGUCCUGAGACAACAAUAACAAGCACAACAACAAGCAUGUUGAACGCAACCGCUUUGACUGCACACAACCCUACAGUAUCCCCACUUUCAAAUGAUCAAGACACGACGAAAGAACAUCAACAUACAUCCUCAGCUCUGGCAGUAACUGUUAGUGUUACAGUUAUUGUCAGUUUAAUUGUGUUGGCUGUUAUGGCGUUCUUGGUUAGGAGAAGGAUUUUAAGACAAAGGAAGAGAGGUGGUGAGUUGAAAGAAAUAGGAGAGAAACCGGGUUCGGGAAUGGAAGCUUGGGCUGGUGUGAUACCUAGCAAGAGAGGGAACGGAAUUCGAAACUCGGUAUUUACUGGCAUUAGGGGAAAUGGAAUUCGAAACUCGGUAUUUCCAGGUAUUAGGGGGAAUAUGAUUCGAACCUCGAUCUUUCCUCAGGCACCUCGUCCCGUAUUAAUGAGAAACUCUUCGGUCUCAACAGCAGGAACUGUGAGGGACAUGGGAGGAUACGAAAAGGAAACAGGAGAAGGAGCAUCGACUAUCAGAGCGCCUUCAGCUAUGAGCUUGGAUUGGGGAGACGGAGUAUCGAUUCAUUCAUUGGAAACCACUGAUAGUGAACAGCCUCAAGGGUUGGGAGUUAGGCCGCAAAGAAGAAUGUCUCGUAUUCGGGAUUCAGAACACGAUAUCGAGAGUAGGGAUGGGAGUCAGGGAAUAUUGAGUUAUUAUGUCAAUAUGGAAUAUCAUCGUAAUCCUUUUGCGGAUCCAGAACCGAAUUUGAAUAUGGAUACCUCCUUUUCAUCGAUCCAAUUACCGAACUUUGAAUUCGAUACAUGGGGCGACGAUACGAAUAGGCUUUCAAGAAAUAAUCCGCAAUCGCCUGGAGAUUUGACGAGAGAUCAUUCGAAGAAGAAUACACCGAGUACAUUAAGGCCCACGAGUUUCUUGAGCGAAACAGACACUCUGGAAAGCCAAAAAGCGAUGGCAAGAGCUAGUUUUGGAGGAGCGCUUUCGCACCUGGGUUCAGCAAGAUGGUCUAAUCCUUUCUCGGCAAAGGAAAAGAGGGGGACACGGGGAUAUGAGGAGAUGGGGGAGCUGGAAAGAGAGGAGAGGGGAGAGGGGAAGUGGAAGGAUAAGCUGAGUUGGGUUAAGGGACAGGUGGAUAGGGUUAAAAAUUAGGGGCUGGGACCACCCGACUUGGAAUUAGGUGUGCGGGUUGUAGAUGAAAAAAAGGUCGAGGUGGACGUUGUAAUAUGCAGAGAUAAACGUUAUAGAUGGGAACCAAAUAAAGAUGGGACGGCGCGGGAUGGAUUCGCAUGAUAUUCACUAAAUACCAGGACUGAUUUUUGGAGUUCGGCCGAGAGGAUGAAUACCCUUCAUUGUUGUGUAUAUUCUGUACCCAGAUCUUUUACAAUUAUUUACUUUGUUAAUUAAUUCACUUUACUUCACUUUGUUAAAUCACAUCGCACCA
Botrytis cinerea B05.10 is the source of this 1989-nucleotide messenger RNA. RefSeq lists its product as hypothetical. The transcript has 2 exons. The record is from RefSeq and is a predicted model, not a curated record. The coding region runs from base 87 to 1697 and encodes 536 amino acids. NCBI's taxonomy places the organism in Eukaryota, Fungi, Ascomycota, Leotiomycetes, Helotiales, Sclerotiniaceae.